AACAAUUCGAUUUAUCAACAACCGUAUCCUCAUUCAUAUUUAGACACAACAAAUGAUAUAUAUCCAGCCACAAAAAUAGGCGAAAAGUCGGAUGUUGGACAGUACAAAGAGUCAUUGUGCUAUUAAGAUGAUUCACUGCAGCGUCUCUGCAUUGGUGAAGAGUGCUUUGCUAAAACUUUACUCAAAAUUGAAGAGUUGUUUUCUGAGCUGUAAGAUAUCUUGACCGAUAAACAUAUUGCAAAUAUUUCCAUCAUUGUGCUGUUGACAUAAGAACAAGGAGUGUAAUGUGUCUGUCAUAGAUGGAAGUCGGCAAGAGUGGAUGAUUCUAUUGUAUGAUUUGGACAACAAUGGGAAAAUAACCAGAGGUAAAGCUCAGUAUCGACAGAAGACCAUCUCUUAAAGUUUUAUGUAUUUUUUAAGCAAUCAUUGAGCUAUUGAGUUUCUCUUGUGGUGUUUGUUGCAGAAUAUGUUGAGCCUGAUGCAGUCGAUCUGUGAAGUGGUUGAGACGUCAGUCAAACAGCUGGUGCUUAGCAAUGGUACAACCCUGCGUGUGAAGCUGAGUGUCACUCCAUUAACCAGCAGAAAAGUGUUACUCACAUUCAAUGGAGGAUGCAAUACGGUCUGCAGAGAGCCUUCAAUAUCAGAUCAGACAACUGAACUUGGAUCACUUGGGUGUUUCAGAGAGGAAGCACUACUCCGAUGAAAACACAGGACGUAGGAAUCACUAUCUGGAUCUGGCUGGAAUUGAGAACUAUACUUCUCAAUCUGAAGGAAUCUUGAAAAUAAGGCUUAAAAAUAUAUUUAUUUUACAAUUACGUUUGAUAAAGUCAGGCGACUUAAUUCAACACAAUUCUCAAUGGGUAACCCAGAAAAUACCAAAUUCUUCCUACAGCAACAGAAUGGAACCAUUGAUGGUCACACGUAAGAGACUUCUUUUUUUCUUUCAAGCCAUCCCAAAUCUAAUUGCUGUUUAACCUCUGUCUGUUAUUCAUGAGAGUAUGAGACAGCUGCUUCUAUAAAUAACUAACCCCCUUUUGAUUAUCCCCCUACAUGCCCUCGCUCAGCACUCUUCUGUUCUUGGGUUGACACACAUGUAUAUGUUGGCUGAAAGAGGGCAGAAGAAACACUCCACAUCUCCUAUAGGCUGACAGUUUCAAGAAGACUCCCUGAUCUUUAGAGCUGACAAACACAGCCAUGAAGACCUUGAAGUUCCUAGCAGCUGAGGGCUUUGUUCAAACCGGCCCAAAUGCAUGUAAGGACCUCCAGUACUUGUCAUUCAAUCUCUACCCAAUCCUCUUCAAAGCCAGCUAUCUGCGUGAAGAGGCCUCAGUGCUCCACGACUUGGUCCAGAGAUGGCCUCUGAUAGAGCUCAACCUGCGCAAACUACUGGGCAGGACAGUGGACUGUCCAGAUGAUCUCACGUCCCGCACCUGCAGGCUCUGUCUGGAGGCCAUUCUCACAGGUCUGAGGGACUAUGUGAUUCAAGCUCCAAACCUGUAUAAAAAAAUGCUACGUGUGGUGGAUCUAAAUGGUCUGCAAGACAUAGAACACCAGGUCUGUCCCUGCAGAUGGACUCUUGGCCGUUGGGCACGAACUGAACUACUUACCCGCAUGUGCUUCGAGACUAUGGUGUCCAUGCAGGCCGGGCAAGCAGCACCUUCAGCGUUUGAUGUGGAGGUAGAUGUCCGCUUGGAUGCUUUUGUUACUGGACGGAACUACGAGAUGGUGGCUCAGGCUGUGUUGCUGCACAGACAUUGCCCGUUAAAACUGAACUUCAUAAGCCUGCGUGUGGACUCACUGAGCUUCAGGAACCUCUUUUACCUCCUAAAGCUGGUGGAGUCACAUAGCCUGCAGAAGCUGGAAGUGGUGCACAAUGUACAUCUGGACGCUCCACACAUUGAGAUACUGCUCUCCCAGCUGAAGUUCCCUCAGCUGCGCUCAAUCACGCUUCCUGCUCAGACUUUGAAUGUACACAGGUUGGCUCUGGAAGACGAAGGCCUCAUGGGAGUUUUGGGUGAGCUGAUGAGCAAACUGACUGACCUGAGAGAGCUCUGUCUGGGGUUCUCCACUCUUACAGGGCAUCUGAGGAAGCUGCUGAGUCCACUGAACACUCCGCUGCAGUGUAUCGAGUUAGCGAACUGCAGUCUUAACGAACUGGACAUGGCCUACUUCGCCAACAGCCUGCACAGUGAGCACAUAGUAAAGCUGGACCUGAGUGGUCAUGAGUUAGGUGACCUCUUCCCCAACACCUUCCGGAAGCUUCUGCAUCGCUGUUGUGCCACACUCACUAGUGUAGGUCUGGAGGAGUGUGGACUGGAUGAUGACAAACUGGAUCUGCUCACCCAGGCACUGACACCCUGUCACAGGCUAGAGGAAUUGAAGAUCCUGGGUAAUCCGCUGAGCACAGCUGCUCUGCACAAUCUUUUUAAUAUGCUGGCUCUGGGUUUUCCUGCGUUGAGAUAUGUUGAGCUUCCCGUCCCUCGUGAUUGUUAUCCUGAAGGUGUAACCUACCCACUGGAUGAAAGCGAGCUAAUAAAUUACGACAGGGAGAAGUUCCAGCAAGCCAGAAGCGAACUUAUUGGCAUUCUAGAGAAGGAGGGGAAAGGACAUAUAGAAGUUUGCACGCCAUUAUUCGGAGCCUAUGAUCCUGACAUCAAUGAGACGAACAAUGAGCUGGGAGUCUCCAUGCUGCACUCCUUCAGCGGUGUCUUAGACAACUUCAUUGACACGGUCAACAGUGUUGCCCAACGGAGAGAGCAACACACGGAGUGAGACCGUUCAAAUGAAUGAGAAAUUAUAAAUUGUUAAUAGUUAAGAAAAUCUGAUAAUAUGCAGUUAUGGCCUGGAUUUUAUAAUGUAAUGUUGAAACGCUAUAGUUAUAUUUCUUUCCACAGGAAAACAUACAUUUAUGGCGGUGUAAAGCAUUAAUAGUACUUGAAUGCCAUUAAAUACCAUGCAGAAUUUA
This is a messenger RNA of Carassius auratus (goldfish), 2965 nucleotides long. Its product is annotated as leucine-rich repeat-containing protein 14B-like. Gene Ontology annotation, cellular component: cytoplasm. The transcript is spliced from 6 exons. Gene Ontology annotation, biological process: negative regulation of cell differentiation; negative regulation of DNA-templated transcription; negative regulation of apoptotic process. The record is from RefSeq and is a predicted model, not a curated record. Lineage: Eukaryota; Metazoa; Chordata; Actinopteri; Cypriniformes; Cyprinidae. Bases 1195 to 2772 code for a protein of 525 amino acids.